Molecule: messenger RNA, 1257 nt
Organism: Annulohypoxylon maeteangense
Lineage: Eukaryota; Fungi; Ascomycota; Sordariomycetes; Xylariales; Hypoxylaceae
Exons: 1
Coding region: 505-1140 (211 amino acids)
Biological process (GO): negative regulation of protein kinase activity
Cellular component (GO): nucleolus
Molecular function (GO): protein kinase binding; protein kinase inhibitor activity; double-stranded RNA binding
Source: RefSeq, a predicted model, not a curated record
CUCAUCAGCAUCGUCAUCAUAAUCAUCCCAACUCUUCUCAUUUGCAGCCUUGCAUCGAAGAUACAAGUCGCACAAAUUUUCGCGACGGCUUACAAUCAAUAAGGGACCGACGCAUCUAUUCCUUCGCGCAAUCCGACCCCAUCGCGCGCUUCUAGAAGCAUCCAAGAUCAUCCUUUUCCGAACCACUCGCUCUCACCAUCACGAAAAAGGCCAUCGUGUCACGCCACCAACAUACGACCACGUACUUCGAAUCGCGAGAGCCUCCCCCAACAUCCCAACUCCCGACGCAGAAACAACGACUCAUCAACGACCUCGCUACCACCCGUGCGGGUAGGUGAACGGAAACGAAAGGAAAGGAAGGAGAAAAGGGGGUUGGCGCCGACUCCACAGCUCAGCUCAGCUGUCAUCCGGUCUGUCUAGGCAGGGAAAUAGAUCCGCCUCUUAGCCUACUCCUACCUCAUAGAGCUUCGAACUGCAGCCUUACUACGCACCCAUCAUCCCACCAUGUCCGGCGAAGGCCCCGAAAGCAUCCCCACAUCCGCGGACCCGCGCUCCAAGCGGCCGACGAAAAAGCGCGCGUUGACACCUCUCUCCGCGCAAGCGCGCGAAGUCGAAGUCCUCUUCGCGAAGCCCGACCAAGAGAUCCGGAUCCCGGACUCGUCCGCCUCAACCGCGCUCACGGGGGGCAAGAGACGCGCGCUGCCGCCACCCCCGGAGAUCGUGACGAAUGUGCAGGGAUCGAGCGCGGGAGCCGGGUCUGGCGAGUUCCACGUGUACAAGGCGAGCCGGCGGCGGGAGUACGAGCGGCUGCGACGGAUGGACGAGGAGGUAGCUGACGAACGGGAGCGGGAGGACUUCGAGCGCACGCGCGAGGUGCGCGAGAAGAAGGACGAUGAGAAGACGCGGAAGAAUCGGGAGAAGCGCGAGAAGGCCAAGGCGAGGAAGGCGAAGGGGAAGAAUGGUGGGGGAGGAGGGGGAAAGACAGCUGGUGCUGCUUCUGCGCCGGCGAAGGGUGUGAAGGCUAGGGUUGAUUUGAUGAGGGAUAAAGGGGAUGAGGCGGAGAAGACUGAUGAUGAAGCACCCGCGACGGGAGAUGCGUCGGCGGAAGAACCGAAGGGGAUUGUCAUUGAGGAGGACUAAAGGAUUGGAAUUAAUACAUAGUGAUACCCAUCAAUUCGUAGUCUACUUGGGUGCGGAAAAAAGUAAUAGGGCCAGGAGUUACAGGUUGGUCGCAUAAGGCAUCCAAUGUUAAUAAUU